AGGUCGAAGUUGAAAAAGACGCGGGAAAUCAAAACCAGUGACUCCUUCCAGAUAGAUAUCUCUUCGGCAGUGUUCCCUAGUUCUAUCGCCCAAACCACGAUGGAUCUGUGUGACUUUGAGGAGGAUAACACGAAAAGUUGUGUAGUUGGAUCUGAAGUUCCGGACGUGACGAAAGGAGAGCCGUGCUGUCUCGGAAUCGACGAGGCAGGCAGAGGCCCCGUACUCGGACCAAUGGUGUACGGCAUCUGUUACUGCCCACUGUCUGGGCAGGACCGGCUCAAGGACAUGGGAUUCGCAGAUUCUAAAACCCUGACAGAGGAGCAGCGAGAGAAGCUGUUUGAAGCCAUUGCCGGGGCAGGAGAAUUCAUGGGCUGGACCAUCCACAUCCUGGCUCCUAACGCCAUCUCCAACUGCAUGCUCCGCAGGAGUAAGUACAACCUGAACACCCUGUCUCAUGACACAGCCAUCGGCCUCAUCCAGAGGACUUUAGACAGCGGGGUCAAUCUGCAGGAGGUGUAUGUGGACACAGUGGGUGAUGCAUCCAAGUACCAGGACAAGUUGAAGGGUAUCUUCCCUGACCUUGACAUCACAGUCACUCCCAAGGCUGAUGCCAAGUUCCCUAUUGUCAGUGCUGCCAGCAUAUGUGCCAAGGUAGCCCGAGACAGGGCUGUGAAAGGUUGGGGGUUCUUUGAGGAGACAGAGGACAGCGCUAUCAGCCGAAAGUUCGGCUCUGGGUAUCCCAGUGAUCCUGACACAAAGAAGUGGCUGGCCGGCAUGGUGGAUCCGGUGUUCGGUUUCCCCCAGUUUGUCCGCUUCAGCUGGUCCACUGCCAGCAAGAUACUGGACGACAAGGCCGUCCCUGUCAACUGGGAUGAUGAGGAUGAGGAUGAAAAGGCAGCGACCCCGUCUGUCUUGUCCUUCUUUGCUGCUAAGGGAGAGGAUCCAAAGCAGAAGAAACACCAGUAUUUCCAGGAACGCUUUCUUCACUCAGUAACAGACUUUGGGUCUUAAUGUGAUGUGAAAUAAAACAAGUUGAUCCACAAUGUAUUGUAAAAAACACACUGACAGUUGGGAUAUCUUAGCAAUAGCCUGUAUCAAGUAGACUGUAAACCGAUGAUGAGUGAUAUUUUGAUUCUCAUGUUUUUUGUGGAUAGCAUAAAGUGUUGCUACAUUCAGAAAUAUAAUUCUACAGUUUAGCUGUA
Molecule: messenger RNA, 1202 nt
Organism: Branchiostoma belcheri (Belcher's lancelet)
Lineage: Eukaryota; Metazoa; Chordata; Leptocardii; Amphioxiformes; Branchiostomatidae
Product: ribonuclease H2 subunit A-like
Exons: 8
Coding region: 100-1011 (303 amino acids)
Biological process (GO): mismatch repair; DNA replication, removal of RNA primer
Cellular component (GO): ribonuclease H2 complex
Molecular function (GO): RNA binding; RNA-DNA hybrid ribonuclease activity
Source: RefSeq, a predicted model, not a curated record